AUGUUUCUACAUCAGCUGUCUCCACAAACGGAUGGCAUCAGCACCGAUCACAACGACACAAAAAGCUUCGAGAACAAGAGCGCGGUCCGCAGCUUCAAAACACCAAACUUCGGUGUUUUGUCGCUCAACAACGACAACUCUAAUAGCUUAUCGUUUGCUUCGCUGAAUACCUCGAAGCUAGAGCCUGGGAAGGUCGUUACACCGAUGAAGUCGAAAGAGUCACAGGGAUUGAUGGAUACAUCGUUUGCUGAGAGGAGACGUGAAAGAGGCCAUCAUUUUGUCGAUUUUUGGUUGACCGAAUGGAUGGACUAUUUUUCUGCGGUUUCGCCGACAUCUGUGUGGCCGUCCUCUACACAUUACCCGCGUUUACCCCGAAAAAAACAUUUU
This is a messenger RNA of Mesorhabditis belari, 387 nucleotides long. The record is from the annotation of a GenBank genome assembly. NCBI's taxonomy places the organism in Eukaryota, Metazoa, Nematoda, Chromadorea, Rhabditida, Rhabditidae.